GCGGCCCCUCCCCUGGGCGCGCGCGCGACCGGGGCGCCAUGGCGGCGGCUGCAGGCCGGCUGCCCGGGGUCGCGGCGUCCGAGGACGCCACGAGACCGCAGUGGGCGCCGCCGGAGGCCGAGGAGGCCCGGGCAGCGGCCGGGCUGGGCGACUGCGAGGAAGCCCCGGUGCGGCCGCUGUGCAAGCCGCGCGGCAUCUGCUCGCGCGCCUACUUCCUGGUGCUGAUGGUGUUCGUGCACCUGUACCUGGGCAACGUGCUGGCGCUGCUGCUCUUCGUGCACUACAGCAACGGCGAUGAGAGCAGCGAGCCGGGGCCCCAGCGCCGCGCCCCGAGCCCCGGGCCCGCUCCCACCCCGAGUCCCCUCACCCGACUCGAGGGAAUCAAGGUGGGGCACGAGCGUAAGGUGCAGCUGGUCGCCGGCAGGGACCACUUCAUCCGAACCCUCAGCCUCAAGCCACUGCUCUUCGAAAUCCCUGGCUUCCUGAGUGAUGAGGAGUGUCGACUGAUCAUCCACCUGGCACAGAUGAAGGGUUUACAGCGCAGCCAGAUCCUGCCCACUGAAGAGUAUGAGGAGGCCAUGGGCACCAUGCAGGUCAGCCAGCUGGACCUCUUCCAGCUGCUGGACCAGAACCAUGAUGGUCUCCUACAGCUCCGUGAGGUCCUGGCCCAGAAUCGUUUGGGAAAUGGACGGUGGAUGACUCCAGAGAACAUUCAGGAGAUGUACUCUGCAAUCAAGGCUGACCCUGAUGGGGACGGAGUGCUGAGCCUGCAGGAGUUCUCUGACAUGGACCUUCGGGACUUCCACAAGUACAUGAGGAGCCGCAAGGCAGAGUCCAGCGAGCUGGUGCGGAACAGCCACCACACAUGGCUGUACCAGGGUGAAGGUGCCCACCAUGUCAUGCGCGCCAUCCGGCAGAGGGUACUACGCCUGACUCGUCUGUCACCCGAAAUCGUGGAGCUCAGUGAGCCACUGCAGGUUGUGCGCUACGGCGAGGGAGGACACUACCAUGCCCACGUGGACAGUGGGCCCGUGUACCCAGAGACCAUCUGCUCCCACACCAAGCUGGUAGCCAACGAGUCUGUACCCUUUGAGACAUCCUGCCGCUACAUGACAGUGCUGUUUUAUUUGAACAACGUCACCGGUGGGGGCGAGACUGUCUUCCCUGUAGCAGACAACAGGACCUACGACGAAAUGAGUCUGAUUCAGGAUGAUGUCGACCUCCGGGACACUCGGAGACACUGUGACAAGGGGAACUUGCGCGUCAAGCCCCGGCAGGGAACAGCAGUCUUCUGGUACAACUAUUUGCCGGAUGGGCAUGGUUGGGUAGGUGACGUGGAUGACUACUCUUUGCACGGGGGCUGCCUGGUCACUCGUGGCACUAAGUGGAUCGCCAACAACUGGAUCAAUGUGGACCCCAGCCGUGCGCGGCAGGCUCUGUACCAGCAGGAGAUGGCACGCCUGGCUCGCGAGGCCGGCACCGACUCACAACCGGAGUGGGCCCUGGACCGGUCCUACCGCGAUGCGCGAGUGGAACUCUGAGGGGAGAGCGGGGCGGCGUGGGGCAAGGGGGGCCCUCCGUGGCACGUCGGCCCCCCUCUCUCCCCCCAGGGGGCGCCCUUUCAGCUCCGUCUAGCUGCUGGCCAAAGCUGCUGUCUUGCCCCACCCCCGCCUCCAGCCGCGAUUAGGGCAGCGCGCUAUAUUCCUAUUUAUUGUGUACAGACCCCUGCUACCCCCUCAAAUAAAUCUACUGGGCUUUGA
This is a messenger RNA of Sorex araneus (European shrew), 1760 nucleotides long. RefSeq names its product prolyl 4-hydroxylase, transmembrane (gene P4HTM). The coding region runs from base 39 to 1541 and encodes 500 amino acids. The record is from RefSeq and is a predicted model, not a curated record. Gene Ontology annotation, cellular component: endoplasmic reticulum. Lineage: Eukaryota; Metazoa; Chordata; Mammalia; Eulipotyphla; Soricidae. The transcript has 9 exons. Gene Ontology annotation, molecular function: calcium ion binding; procollagen-proline 4-dioxygenase activity; L-ascorbic acid binding. Gene Ontology annotation, biological process: peptidyl-proline hydroxylation to 4-hydroxy-L-proline.